Frieseomelitta varia is the source of this 3604-nucleotide messenger RNA. RefSeq names its product 3-hydroxy-3-methylglutaryl-coenzyme A reductase (gene Hmgcr). The coding region runs from base 353 to 3076 and encodes 907 amino acids. Gene Ontology annotation, cellular component: peroxisomal membrane; endoplasmic reticulum membrane. Gene Ontology annotation, molecular function: NADP binding; hydroxymethylglutaryl-CoA reductase (NADPH) activity; protein binding. NCBI's taxonomy places the organism in Eukaryota, Metazoa, Arthropoda, Insecta, Hymenoptera, Apidae. The transcript has 9 exons. Gene Ontology annotation, biological process: sterol biosynthetic process; coenzyme A metabolic process; isoprenoid biosynthetic process. The record is from RefSeq and is a predicted model, not a curated record.
GUCAAGAUUGUUCUUCGUCACAAUUUUAGUUUGAAGUAUUCGGUAGUCUAGUUUUAAAUGUGAUUUUGAAACUCGUGACGAAUUCGAUCGAGAACUUUUUUGGUUCAAAAAGUAGAAAACGCUUCCGAAAACGAAUUGUUCGGUAUUUUAAUUAGCAAAUAUUUUUUAAUCGCAUGUUUAUGAAAGUCCUGCUUAUUGCAUAUUAUAUUUUCGAAUAUUUUAUUUGAUGUUGAAAAUAAAAUAGAGAAAAACUGACAUACUUAAAUACUGUAUAUAUGCGAUACAGAACCACGUGCGCAAUACAUCAAGAGUACUUUAAUAAGGUUGUAAGUAGUUAUUAAAAACGAAGAACAUGCUGGCGCAUCUGUUCGAAAUUCACGGCCGAUUUUGUGCUGGACAUCCCCUGGAAGUAAUUGUGACGACCUUCACACUUACAGCAUGCAUUCUGAACAUGGAGACCGGAAGCGGACAUCCUCGAGAUGGAACCCUUCCUUUAGCUUUGCAUUGUCGACCCGGUAGAUGUAAUUCGGACGAUCUAAAUGCAGCUGAUAUUAUAGUCAUGACUAUAAUACGAUGUCUAGCUAUAUUGUUCACUUAUCAUCAGUUUCGUAAUCUACAAAAAUUGGGUUCAAAAUAUAUAUUAGGUAUUGCCGGUCUAUUUACAGUAUUUUCCAGUGUUGUUUUCACGUCCAGCGUAGUGAAUUUCGGGCGCAGUGACAUUUCCGAUUUAAAAGAUGCAUUAUUCUUCUUCUUGCUUAUUAUCGACCUUUCAAAAGCCGCUAUAUUAGCACAAUUGGCUUUAAGCUCCAGAAACCAAGAGGAAGUGCGAGCAAAUAUUGCUCGCGGCAUGUCGCUCUUAGGACCAACUAUUACGUUAGACACAUUAGUAGAAACUCUACUUAUUAGCAUAGGAUCUUUAUCUGGCGUUAGAAGAUUAGAGAUCUUAUGCAGCUUUGCUUGUUUAGGUGUUAUUGUGAAUUAUAUCGUUUUCAUGACAUUUUAUCCUGCGUGUUUAUCGCUUAUUCUCGAGCUUUCUCGUGAAACUAAUGCCAUGAAACCAUUAAGUGCUGACAAGAUUUUUAUAAUGCACCCAUUAAACGAAGAGGAUCAAAAGCCAAAUCCGGUAGUAGAACGCGUUAAAUUGAUUAUGAUCGCUGGCCUAUUUGUGGUACACGCUAACAGUCGGUGGCCUUUCAAGAGUGACGAAAGCGAACCCACAGUAGAAGGUGAUGUAUCUUCCGCGAAUUCACAUAUGAUAGUGAAUUCUUACAACAAGACAGAAAACCCAUCUGAGGUCAAAGAGUAUUUAAUGAAUUGGUUGUCAGUUAGUGCAGAUAAUAUUGUGAUAUUGAUUCUUCUUCUUGCACUCGCGAUUAAAUUCAUUUUCUUCGAAGACAAAGGGGAUAUCGCUAAACAAUUACGAUCUAAAGUUGAGGACGAUACGGAAGAGAAAAUUGAAAAUGAAUAUGUGAAAGAAAAAGAAAAUGAAAGUGAAGAUAUGAAUAUGCUUACCACCAAGAUAUCGUUUGGAAACUUUAUUGGAAUGCAAACUAUCUCUCUUCCAUCUAAGGUACGUGAUUGGAUCGGUGACAAAGAAGUACAAACAGACGAGAAACAAUGUAAUGUAGAUAAGCCGAACAAUAAAAGUCAGCCUUCACGAUUGAAAGUUCCUAGAUCUCUAAAAGAAUGUCUCGAAGUGUACAAAUCUGAACUUGGAGCAAACGGAUUGACGGAUGAGGAAGUAAUCCAUUUAGUAAAAAAUAAGCAUAUACCUGCUUAUCAGUUAGAGAAAGCAGUUGGUGAUAUGGAACGGGGUGUUACAAUCAGACGUCUUAUAAUUGGAGAGGCUGGAAAAUUCCUUGAUAAUCUUUCCGAUUUGCCGUACAAAAAUUACGAUUAUAGUAAAGUAUUAGGAUCCUGCUGUGAAAAUGUUAUAGGAUAUGUGCCAGUACCACUUGGAAUUGCUGGUCCAUUAUUAAUUGAUGGUGAAUUAUAUCAUGUACCAAUGGCAACGACAGAAGGAUGUUUAGUUGCAUCUACAAAUCGUGGUAGUAGAGCAUUGUUAAAAUGUGGUGUAACAAGCCGCGUAGUUGCUGAUGGAAUGACUAGAGGACCAGUUGUGAGAUUUCCAAAUAUCGUUAGAGCAACUGAAGCCAUGGCAUGGAUGCAAGAUUCUGAAAAUUUCAAAAAAAUGAAGGAGAGUUUUGAUUUAACUAGCAGAUUUGCAAGAUUGACGAAGAUUCAUGUACGUAUUGCUGGCAGGCAUUUAUUUAUUCGUUUUGUGGCCACAACUGGUGAUGCUAUGGGUAUGAAUAUGUUGUCCAAAGGUACCGAAAAAUCAUUGAAUACAGUGAAGGAACAUUUUCCUGAUAUGGAUAUAUUAUCCUUGAGCGGUAAUUUUUGUACGGAUAAAAAACCAGCAGCGGUGAAUUGGAUUCUUGGUAGAGGUAAAAGUGUUGUUUGUGAAGCAGUGGUCCCUGCAGAUGUUGUUACUAAUGUGUUGAAAACAUCAGUUCACGCUUUAGUUGAUGUGAAUAUAAGUAAAAAUAUGAUUGGAUCUGCUGUAGCUGGCAGCGUAGGUGGUUUUAACGCACACGCCGCAAAUAUUGUAACAGCAAUUUUUAUUGCUACGGGUCAAGAUCCUGCACAGAAUGUUGGAAGUAGUAAUUGUAUGACUUUAAUGGAACCAUGGGGAACAGAUGGAUCAGAUCUAUAUGUGUCUUGUACAAUGCCUAGUAUAGAAAUUGGUACUGUUGGAGGUGGAACUGGUCUUCCCGCACAAGGGGCAUGCUUAGCUAUGUUAGGUGUUCAAGGUGCACAUGCUGAAGAACCUGGUGAAAAUGCCAGCAGAUUAGCUAGAGUAAUAUGCGCCACAGUACUUGCCGGUGAAUUAUCAUUAAUGGCUGCACUUACGGCUGGUCAUUUGGUGAAAAGUCACCUUAGGCACAACAGAUCAUCUACCACUGUAACAAAUGCGAUAAAUAUUCCCGAAAAUACUACAGGAGAUAACUUGUCCGUGCCAAAUAUAUUACAACCUGUACAAAAUGUUUGUAAAGAGUUCAUAGAGAAAUCUUAACAUUAAUGGUAUAUAAACUUCAUUCUGACCUAUUAGUAGAAUAUUUUUAUGCACUGUAUGACUGCUUGAACAUAAUAUUUCGAAUAAAUAUUUUUUUUGUGUACAUAAAAAAGUAUAUAUCAAAAACUAAAUAAACUUCAACAAUUUAAACGAAGGUGUAAUAAUAAUAAUUUUGAAUCAAAUGAAAAAAUUAAUCGAAUAUGUUAAAAGUUUGUCUUAUGUUGCAAGCAGAAUAUAGUAUUUUAAAUGUGAUGGAAUAUGUACUUAAUGUACAAUAAAAUAUGCAGUUAACUAUGAUUGUAUAAAAUUAACAUGGUGCAAAGUUUAUUUUUUUGCAUAAACAGUCAUAUUUUUACAUAGUGCAAUAUUAAUAUUUAGCGUUGUAACGAUUUAGUUAGAUUGGUAUAACAGUAACUGAAAAUGUUAAGACUGUACAUUAUGUAGUAUAUUGAGAGUACAAUCAAAUUGUUUUCCAGAAUUGAACAAUACAUACAUGCGUAUAUAUAUAUAUAUAUAUAUAUAUAUAUA